ACAGUGGGCUGCCUGGGGGGCUGAUGCCACCAUUCCAGGAGCCUCGGUGAAGAGAGGAUAUCCGUCUGUGUAGCCGCUUCUCUAUACGGGAUUCCAGCUCCAUGGCAGCCCGUCUGCUCCUCCUGGGCAUCGUUCUCCUGCUGCUGCCCCUGCCCAUCCCUGCCCCGUGCCACACGGCCGCACGCUCAGAGUGCAAGCGCAGCCACAAGUUCGUGCCUGGUGCAUGGCUGGCCGGGGAGGGUGUGGAUGUGACCAGCCUCCGCCGCUCGGGCUCCUUCCCAGUGGACACACAAAGGUUCCUGCGGCCCGACGGCACCUGCACCCUCUGUGAAAAUGCCCUACAGGAGGGCACCCUCCAGCGCCUGCCUCUGGCACUCACCAACUGGCGGGCCCAGGGCUCUGGCUGCCAGCGCCAUGUAACCAGGGCCAAAGUCAGCUCCACUGAAGCUGUGGCCCGGGAUGCGGCUCGUAGCAUCCGCAACGACUGGAAGGUCGGGCUGGAUGUGACUCCUAAGCCCACCAGCAAUGUGCAUGUGUCCGUGGCUGGCUCACACUCACAGGCAGCCAACUUUGCAGCCCAGAAGACCCACCAGGACCAGUACAGCUUCAGCACUGACACAGUGGAGUGCCGCUUCUAUAGUUUCCAUGUGGUACACACUCCCCCGCUACACCCUGACUUCAAGAGGGCCCUCGGGGACCUGCCCCACCACUUCAACUCCUCCACCCAGCCCGCCUACCUCAGGCUCAUCUCCAACUACGGCACCCACUUCAUCCGGGCUGUGGAGCUGGGCGGCCGCAUCUCGGCCCUCACUGCCCUGCGCACCUGCGAGCUGGCCCUGGAAGGGCUCACGGACGACGAGGUGGAGGACUGCCUGACCGUCGAGGCCCAGGUCAACAUAGGUGCCCGCGGCAGCUCCUCUGCCGAAGCCAAGGCCUGUGAGGAGAAGAAGAAGAAGCACAAGAUGACGGCCUCCUUCCACCAAACCUACCGGGAGCGCCAUUCGGAAGUGGUUGGCGGCCAUCACACUUCCAUUAACGACCUGCUGUUCGGGAUCCAGGCCGGGCCCGAGCAGUACUCAGCCUGGGUGAACUCGCUGCCCGGCAGCCCUGGCCUGGUGGACUACACCCUGGAACCCCUGCACGUGCUGCUGGACAGCCAGGACCCGCGGCGGGAGGCACUGAGGAGGGCCCUGAGUCAGUACCUGACGGACAGGGCUCGCUGGAGGGACUGCAGCCGGCCGUGCCCGCCGGGGCGGCAGAAGAGCCCCCGAGACCCGUGCCAGUGUGUGUGCCAUGGCUCAGCGGUCACCACCCAGGACUGCUGCCCUCGGCAGAGGGGCCUGGCCCAGCUGGAAGUGACCUUCAUCCAAGCAUGGGGCCUGUGGGGGGACUGGUUCACUGCCACUGAUGCCUAUGUGAAGGUCUUCUUUGGUGGCCAGGAGCUGAGGACGAGCACCGUGUGGAGCAAUAACAACCCCAUCUGGUCAGUGCGGCUGGAUUUUGGGGAUGUGCUCCUGGCCACAGGGGGGCCCCUGAGGUUGCAGGUCUGGGAUCAGGACUCUGGCUGGGAUGAUGACCUCCUUGGCACCUGUGAUCAGGCUCCCAAGUCUGGUUCCCAUGAGGUGAGAUGCAACCUGAAUCAUGGCCACCUAAAAUUCCGCUAUCAUGCCAGGUGCUUGCCCCACCUGGGAGGAGGCACCUGCCUGGACUACGUCCCCCAAAUGCUUCUGGGGGAGCCUCCAGGAAACCGGAGUGGGGCUGUGUGGUGAGAACAGUGAGCUUGGAAAGGACCAGUGUGCUUGGACUGAAGGGGUUCUCACGGUGGAAGCCAGGGCUGUCUUCGUAUUGCCAUUAGACCAAGCUUGUCCAACCCGAGGCCUGCAUGCGGUCCAGGAUGGCUUUGAAUGCGGCCCAACACAAAUUCGCAAACUUUCUUAAAACAUUAUGAGGUUUUUUUGCGAUUUUUUUUUUUUUUUUUUUUUUUUUUUUUUUAGCUCAUCGGCUAUCGUUAGUGCUAGUGGAUUUUACAUGUGGCCCAACACAAUUCUUCUUCAAAUGUGGCCCAGAGAAGCCAAAAGAUUGGAUACCCAUCAGACAGAUGGAAAAGGGAGACUCAGACUAUUUUUCAGGGAGGUGGCUGGGUUUACACGCUAAUCCCGAUUCACCCUGUUCAAACUGCCUAAGCCCUCCGCCAUUCUCGAGCCCUGUAGUCACAGCUACACAGAUUACAGCUUCAGCCAGGAGCUGGGCAGAAGGCCAAGAGGCUGUUCCCACCAGGCUGCUCAGGGCUGGUCUUUUAGGACCCUUCCCUCGAGCCCUCUAUGGUGUGGCAAAGCCUUCAUUGCCUUAACUGGAGCCCCAUCAGCUCCAGCUGCUCUGGCUUCUUUGCCCACAAUGCUUUGCCCCUCCGACAAAUAAAGGCCUGUCCUGACCUGUCUCACCAUGUACAUAGCUUGAUAAAGGGCCAAUAAAUAUGAUGUUAUGGUGA
Molecule: messenger RNA, 2488 nt
Organism: Pongo pygmaeus (Bornean orangutan)
Lineage: Eukaryota; Metazoa; Chordata; Mammalia; Primates; Hominidae
Gene: PRF1
Product: perforin 1
Exons: 3
Coding region: 102-1769 (555 amino acids)
Biological process (GO): defense response to virus; T cell mediated cytotoxicity; immunological synapse formation
Cellular component (GO): membrane
Molecular function (GO): pore-forming activity; wide pore channel activity; calcium ion binding
Source: RefSeq, a predicted model, not a curated record